Messenger RNA from Juglans regia (Persian walnut), 1451 nucleotides. RefSeq names its product cytochrome c-type biogenesis ccda-like chloroplastic protein. The record is from RefSeq and is a predicted model, not a curated record. NCBI's taxonomy places the organism in Eukaryota, Viridiplantae, Streptophyta, Magnoliopsida, Fagales, Juglandaceae. Gene Ontology annotation, biological process: cytochrome complex assembly. The coding region runs from base 102 to 1331 and encodes 409 amino acids. Gene Ontology annotation, cellular component: membrane. The transcript has 12 exons.
UCGCUCUCUCAACUUAACAAAUUCUUUUGUCCCUGUUUGGUUGCCGAGAAAACUGUGUAAAAUGUCAAGAAGAUUUUCGGUCCCGUCUUUGUUUGUUAGUUAUGUUAUCAUCUGUAAAGACCUCACCCCGGCUAUGUCAAACCGGUGGCAAACAUAGCUUACCUUUUAGUUCCUUCUCCCUUUUUUGUUUUCGCUUCUUGCUCCUAAAUUGCGGACUAACCUUCAAAACUGUGCAGAUGAGCUUUGUUAUAAACCACUCCGGUAGCUAUGGUACCAACUCUUGCGGAGUUUCAAGCUGCAAGCUUGCCAGCAAAAGCAGCAUUCAUGGUAAAAGCAGAUAUAUGGUGCCAAUCAAGAUGCUUAAGAGAGCUCCUGGGGUUGAGAGCGAGGACGGUCACAAAGAUGGUGUGUUGUUGUCGAAGAAUGUUGGAAGUAGUAGCUUUCAAGCUAAGACAUUUAUAAGUGCCAUAGCAGCUAUGAAUUUGGUUGGAACCAACAUGGCGGGGGCUGUAAGUGCAAAGAAUAUAACGGAAGGAGUCGCUUCUGUUUAUAAUUUGGCUGAUGGAGGUCUUGGAGAUUUGUUUGGAGGUUUCCUAUAUUCAGCUGGACAGCAGGCUAAUGAAGCUGUCCAAGACCAGUUAUCGGCUCUCAGUUUUACUAGUUUGGCAGUUAUCUUUGGGGCUGGGCUUGUGACCAGCCUUUCUCCUUGUACACUAAGCGUCUUGCCACUGACUCUAGGUUACAUUGGAGCAUUUGGUUCUGGGAAAAGUAGAGCAGAGAUCAUUGGGGAUUCAAUUGCAUUCGCAUUGGGAUUGGCAACUACACUAGCGGUCCUAGGCAUAGCUGCCUCAUUUGCUGGAAAGGCAUAUGGACAGAUAGGGCAGGGAUUACCUGUGGCUGCUUCUGGAUUAGCUGUUCUUAUGGGUCUAAAUCUCCUUGAGAUAAUUGAAUUACAACUCCCUUCAUUUUUUGACAAUUUUGAUCCCCGUGCUGCAGCUGCUAACUUCCCUUCAAGCGUGCAAGCAUAUCUAGCCGGGCUUACAUUUGCUUUAGCUGCCUCACCUUGCAGCACACCGGUAUUAGCCACUCUGCUAGGAUAUGUAGCUGCAUCCAAGGAUCCAGUUAUAGGGGGCAGCCUACUGUUGACAUACACAACUGGCUAUGUUGCUCCUCUACUUCUUGCUGCUUCUUUCGCUGGAGCAUUGCAGAGCCUGCUUUCAUUUCGCAAGUUCUCAGCAUGGAUCAACCCAAUCAGUGGCGCCCUUCUGUUAGGAGGGGGUGUUUAUACUUUCUUGGAUAGGCUUUUUCCAGUAACGACGAUGGCAAUGUAGAGAGUUGCUUGUUGAUAUGUAUGGGAAAAAAUAAAGGAAAUUAAGUAAAGUAGAAGUAAUGUGAGGACAUCGUCACGUUAAUAAAUAAUAAUAAUUCUUACAGUGACAUUAUUAUUGGUU